Hippocampus comes (tiger tail seahorse) is the source of this 1495-nucleotide messenger RNA. RefSeq names its product CDP-diacylglycerol--inositol 3-phosphatidyltransferase (phosphatidylinositol synthase) (gene cdipt). The record is from RefSeq and is a predicted model, not a curated record. The transcript is spliced from 6 exons. The coding region runs from base 268 to 909 and encodes 213 amino acids. Gene Ontology annotation, molecular function: CDP-diacylglycerol-inositol 3-phosphatidyltransferase activity. Gene Ontology annotation, cellular component: Golgi apparatus; membrane. Gene Ontology annotation, biological process: phosphatidylinositol biosynthetic process. NCBI's taxonomy places the organism in Eukaryota, Metazoa, Chordata, Actinopteri, Syngnathiformes, Syngnathidae.
GUCUGCCUUCUUACUAAGCGCGUGUCUGUUAAAUCUGUUGACAUUAUCAGUCCUGGAAAGGAGUAGUUUGUCGAGUGGCUGACUCGUUAGGGUCUAAUUAUGAUUAUAGUGAAACACAAACAUAGCGGAAAUGGUUGACUUGUUUGAAGGGUUGGCGCGAGCUUGACGGCAAGCUUCGACUCGAGGAAGUACUCAGAGAGCUAAUUUCUAUGAUUUUGCCACCAAAAAAAAAACUAAACUUUUACUCGACGACCUAGAAACGGAAAGAUGGCACAAGAAAACAUUUUCCUCUUCGUCCCUAAUUUGAUCGGUUACGCCCGCAUUGUGCUGGCACUGGUGUCCUUCUUCCUGAUGCCGUGUUGCCCAUACCCCGCCUGUUUGUGCUACAUGCUCAGCAGCCUCCUGGACUCCUUUGACGGCCAUGCCGCGCGCGCGCUCAACCAGUGCACGCAGUUCGGCGCCAUGCUGGACAUGCUGACAGAUCGCUGCGCCACGAUGUGCCUGCUGGUUAACCUGGCACUGCUCUACCCGUCCUACACCUUCCUCUUCCAGCUCAGCAUGUGCUUGGACAUCGCCAGCCACUGGCUGCACCUGCACAGCUCGACGGUUAAGGGCUCAGCCAGUCACAAGAGCAUCGACCUGUCUGGAAACCCGCUCCUGCGUGUCUACUACACGAACAAGGUGGUUUUGUUCUUGAUGUGCAUGGGCAACGAGCUCUUUUUCUGCCUGCUCUACAUCCUGCAUCACCUACAACAACCCCCCGCACUGGUGUACUGUGCCCUUGUGGCGAGCGGCGUGGUGUGCGCGCUGAAGUCCUGCAUCAGUGUGGUGCACUUGGUGACGGCCUCUCAGAACAUGGCCGCCAUGGACAUCGCCCAGCGCGCCGUCGCCGCCAGGAAGUCGCAGUGAGAGUGUCCGUCGCGUCGCCGUCUUUUGCGAUUCAGCGGUCGUUUGACCUAAUUCAUCAGAUUGUCAUUUGGAUCGUUUGGAUGCAAUCGACAUUUCUUGCCGGCAUUUUGUUUUUUUGGUGGGGGAGUGGAGGCACCUCUUUUAUCUGAAGCUCGCAUUUUCCGCAAUAGGAAAAACAAUUGUGGAUAAAAAAUAUGUUGGACUGAAGAGCAAAGCGUAAUUGCAUUCCCUUGACCUGCUUGGACAUGUGGGUAAGGAAAUGGAGCACACCUGCACUCUAAAUUGCAAGACAAGCUCCAUUUGUUUACCCACCAUUUCAUUUGGAUUUGGGCACACACAUUCCAGGGUGGAUGAGAAGUAACUCUCUAUUUGGAAGCAGGUGUCUUUUUUUUUUUUCUUAACUGUAAGAAAUUAAUUUGAUAAGAAAGUGGCAAGAUUGGCUUUUGAUUUCCAGUUCCAUGCGGGCACCAGUGUUGGCCACCAUCUUCAACUGAUUUGAUGAGAAACUCUCCUGACUAAACUAAACUCUCCAAAGUACCGGUAGUUGCUGGGUGACUGGAGACGAAAGAAAAAAACAAAAUAUAAA